AUUUUCAGAUCAGGUAACACUAGACUAUACUGAGCCUGAUUUAGGGUUUUAGAAAGGGCUUUUGCCAAAAAUCUCCACUUUGAUUCUUGUCGUUGGAGAUCCAGAAAUGCAGAGAACGAUUACGAUUUUGCGUGGGCCUCUGGUCAGAGAACGAGGGUUUUCCACGAGCUCGUCUUCUUCCGAGAAAAUAGUCGCGUCCGUACUGUUCGAGAGGUUGCCUGUUGUCAUUCCCAAAAUCGACCCCGUCGUUUAUGCUUAUCAGGAGUUCGCAUUUCGGUGGCGACAGCAAUAUCGGCGCAUAUAUCCAGAUGAGCUUUUAGAUAAGUCUAAUGCUAGGGGAAAGGGUGACUACCAUAUUGAUUAUGUACCUGCUCCGCGGAUCACUGAAGCUGACAAAAUGAAUGAUAGAAAGUCAUUGCAAAGAGCACUUGACAGAAGAUUAUAUCUUCUUCUCUAUGGAAACACGGAUGGAUCUGCUGGGAAGUCAGUCUGGCAUUUUCCAGAAAAGGUUUACCAGUCUGAAGAGACAUUGCGGAAGUGUGCAGAAUCUGCAUUAAAAUCUAUCUUGGGAGAUCUGUCACACACAUAUUUUGUUGGAAAUGCUCCCAUGGGCCAUAUGGCUACAGAGUCAACAGAGGAUGUGCCAGACUCUCCAUCUGUUAAGCAAUUCUUUUUCAAGUCUCAAGUGAUUGCAACCAACAAGUUCAACAUUAAGAAGUGUGAGGAUUUUGUUUGGGUGACCAAGGAUGAACUGCUGGAGUAUUUUCCUGAGAAAGCUGAGUUCCUUAAUAAGAUGAUCAUCAGCUGAUCCAACACGCAUUUUGUUCUUGCAUAAAGUUUUUGCAAUUCAGUUGAAGCAAGAAUACCGACUGUUGGUUGAAGAGUUGAAGCUAACACAGAAAAUCUUAGGCUGUAGGUGCCAAUUGAUAUUUUCUGUGUGUUCGUUCCUGCUUUUGGUGACUAAAGCUAGGCCCAACGCUUGAAUUUAUGGAUAGUUUCACUAUUGCAUCGAAGCUAUUCAUAUCUGCACAAUAUUUUCAUUUAAAAAGAAACUUUAGUGAAAUAUUUAUUUAUGAA
This is a messenger RNA of Prunus avium (sweet cherry), 1077 nucleotides long. RefSeq names its product decoy (gene DECOY). Gene Ontology annotation, cellular component: mitochondrial large ribosomal subunit. The record is from RefSeq and is a predicted model, not a curated record. Gene Ontology annotation, molecular function: structural constituent of ribosome. Lineage: Eukaryota; Viridiplantae; Streptophyta; Magnoliopsida; Rosales; Rosaceae.